Messenger RNA from Pyrenophora tritici-repentis Pt-1C-BFP, 696 nucleotides. NCBI's taxonomy places the organism in Eukaryota, Fungi, Ascomycota, Dothideomycetes, Pleosporales, Pleosporaceae. The record is from RefSeq and is a predicted model, not a curated record.
AUUCCCACGUCUCUAUUCAAUCAUCAAGCAAUCAAUCAAUUGUAUCACAUCCUAUCACACCAACCCAAAUACCAACCUCAUCCAUCUUCUCAACACACCACCACCACCACCACCACCCAACAUGUCUCAAGUCCUCGUCCUCUACCCCCGCACUCCCACCCUCACCUUCAACAAGGACUACUACCUAUCCACCCACAUGGAGCUUGUCAAAUCCGUCUGGAGCAAACACGGCCUCAAGUCCUACUCGGUUGUCGAAACCAGCGCCGAGAGCGGCAGCCCGUACGCCUUCAUCACUGUCAUGGACUAUGAGAGCGCGGAUUCUUUUGCCGCGGCGGCACAGGAUGAGAGGACCAAGGAGGUUAUGGCGGACGUGGCGAAUUUUACGAACGCCCAGCCUAUUGUUGUCAACGGCGCGGUUGUUGGAAGGGGUUAGAUAUGGAAAGAGACGGAAGGCAGGGAGAUGCAGUGGACUGAACGCUUACACUGCACCUUGUAUGGACCGAUAAUGGGGUGCGGUAUACGACUGGGGAUUAGGGAGGUUGUAUCAUCGCUGAUGAAAGACGGAGGGAGGGGUAGCUUCCAUGGUUGGUGUGGGGUAUAAGCAAUCGAUGUUGUUACCCCGCAUCUACCGAGGUUGAACAUGGCCUCAUGUAUAAUUUUUUGGCAACGCGCGUAAUGAAAUUGAUUUCCACCAAA